Molecule: messenger RNA, 1641 nt
Organism: Guillardia theta CCMP2712
Lineage: Eukaryota; Cryptophyceae; Pyrenomonadales; Geminigeraceae
Exons: 4
Coding region: 1-1641 (546 amino acids)
Biological process (GO): GPI anchor biosynthetic process
Cellular component (GO): endoplasmic reticulum membrane
Molecular function (GO): mannose-ethanolamine phosphotransferase activity
Source: RefSeq, a predicted model, not a curated record
AUGAGGAGGCUGUGGUGGUCUUGUGGUUCCCUCCUCCUACAGGCUGUGGGUGUAGCUCUCUUCCUCUCUGGAUUCCUGCUCACAAGGAAGGAGCUCUCAGUGCUGUCGGCAUGUGAAGAUGCGCAGGCUCGCUGCGACGAUUCUCCAUCCAGCAUCUGCAGCCUUACGAAUCUCGCUCCUUCCAAGUGCCGCCAGCAGCACGAGCGGAGCAUCCAGGACUUCAGAAUCGUCAUGCUGAUCAUCGUCGACGCCCUCCGUUACGAUUUCGCGCCAUUCUUCCCCGCCAUUGAGCGAUGCCUGCACGACUCGCCCAACUCCUCCAGGCUCUUCAGCUUUGUAGCAGAUGCUCCCACCACGACCAUGCAGCGGCUCAAGGGGCUGACGACAGGAGGGCUGCCGACUUUCGUAGACGCUGGCAGGUCGUUUGAUGCUAGUAUCGACAUCCAGGAGGACACGUGGGUUCAGCAGGCCGUGAGUGCAGGAUGGGAGGUAUCAGUCACAGGGGACGACACUUGGUCCAGCCUGUUUCCUCCUCCUCGUCUGACGUCGAACCUGCCGUUUCCGAGCCUGAACGUCAAGGACAUCGAUGGUUGCGAUGACCAUGUGCUUCAGACGUUCCCGGGGAUGGUUGAGGAGGCAGCGGGAGGGGAUAUGGGGAAGCGGAGCCUGCUUGUCGGGCACUUCCUGGGAGUCGACCACAUCGGGCAUCGGUAUGGGAUCGACCACCCGGAGAUGAGUCGGAAAAUCGCGAAGAUGGACGAAUUCUUGGAGAGGAUGAGGAGGAGGGCGAGGGAGAUCAAGGAGGAGGGGAGAGGAGAAGUGCUUCUGCUCUUCUUCGGCGACCACGGGCAGACUACAUCCGGGGACCAUGGAGGAGCAACGAGGGAGGAGGUCCAGUCGCUGCUGUUCGCCCACUCGACCCAAGACUUCGUCCCUCCGCUGUCUGCGGGAGCGGGAGAUAGGGAGAGACUCUACAAGUACAUGGGGGACGGUCAGCAGGAGCACGUGAAGAUGGCGGGGAUGGUGGAUGUACAGCGCGUUUGGCAGACGGACCUUGUUCCUACCCUCUCCAUCUUGCUGGGGACUCCGAUCCCAUUCGGGAACCUUGGGCACUUGAUUCCGUCCCUGCUGCCGUCGUCCCGUGGACUGGCCCGGGGGAAGGAGAGGAAGAAGGGCGAGGAGGAGGCAGAGGAGGAAGAAGAUGCGGCCAAUGCGCUAUCUGCGAUCAGGAUGAAUGCGAUUCAAGUGAAUGACUUCCUGACAAGAUAUCAACAAGAAACUUUCCGGUCGUUGCCGGAGAGCUUCACCAAGGAGGCAGAGAGAAAGUUUGCAGGUUGCGAGAUGAAGUUCCAGGAGCUGGCAGGGAGGAGGGGGAUAGGGAUCGUACAAGUGAGGAUCGAGGACUACAGCGACUACCUGGCUUUCGUGGCAGAGGGAGCAAGGAGGGAGUGGGCGACGUUCGACGUUGAGAAGAUUUUCAUGGGGGUCUGCUUGCUGUUCCUCUCUGCUGUGGUAUCUGCCUUGUACCUGUACAGUCGGUUCUACAGGGAGCAAGGAAAGCUGAAGGCUCUCUCCCUCCCGCACUUGCUCCUCCUCCUCUGCUUCCUGCUCUACUGUGCUAGUCUGUUCAGCAACAGGUGA